GCCACAUUUGUAGUGUGGCCACAUAAGUUGCUUUAAGGGCUUGUCGGGUGAUGCAGACAAGCUUAGAGAACAGCUCAUGCUUGUUGGGUGAUGUCGGCCUUGACCUGCAAGCUGUCGGUGGCCCUUGCAAACCCAACAAGACGAAGAACCCGCUCAGACCAUUCACCGGGACCUUGUUAUAGGGCCGCUCCAUAGAGUUGUAAGCGGUAUUCCACCUAACGUGAAUGCUCAUCGUGUCCCCGCCAGGGCUGUAAACUGUAUAGAUCACUUGUACAAACUCGGGAAUCACUGCCGAGUCGGCAUUACUAAAGCCCAUUACUAAACUCAGCCGGGCUCGAUACUACGUAAGCUAACCAGAGCACGGGUGGGGUUUGAACCUGCGGCCAGAGAGUCUCAAGACUAGACUGUCGUUUUAGCCACUGAGUCAGCUAGCUGGUAAUGAAAGCUGAAUCUACAUGAAUAAAUAAAUCCUGCAUAGAUGUAAAGUUAAACUUGGAGUAGAAAGGAUCUGUGUACAAUAUUUCACUGACCUUCAUUAAUUUACAGAUCAUUUUUCUUCCAUGUUUGAUUAUCUAUCUGUGAGAUCUACCUUUUCAUUGAUGAAAGUUCUUCACAGUAUAUGGAAAUGGCACCCUAUAAAAGUGGGUUCCAUUAGUAUAACCCACGUACACACCCUCAGCAAUGAAGACCUCAAGAAGGCAGAGCAGAGACUUUCACAUGCAACUCUCCCAAAAUCGUAUAUAAAUAAUGGAUCAGUGUAUGUCCACUGGCCAUACUGCAGACAGAGAUGUUCAUAUUGCAACUUUGUCAAGUUCAUUCCUCACCCAAAUUCCUAUUGGACUGUUCAGGAUAACACACUAGAGCAUUUCAUGGUUAAGGAACUGGAGCACAGCCUACAGCACUCUUACAUUACUAAUGUGAAGUCAGUGUAUUUUGGAGGUGGCACACCAUCCCUUGCAAGGCCACAAAUGAUAGAGAAAGUGUUGGAAACAAUCCAAGCAGUGUGCUCCUUAGAAGGAAAUGCCGAAAUAACGCUUGAAGUAAAUCCUACCUCAUUUGAAACUAAUAAACUGAAAGAUUUCAAAAGUGUUGGUGUGAACAGAGUCUCCAUUGGUGUGCAGGCUCUUGAUGAGACAUCUUUAAGGCUACUUAACCGUGACCACAGUGUCCCAGAGGCUCUUCAUUGCAUAAAUAUUGCUAAACAGCUUUUUCCAGGUCGAGUGUCUGUUGAUCUAAUUUUUGGAAGACCCAAUCAGACUACAGGAAGUUUGGUAAAAGAGCUGGAGACCAUACUGAGCUUCUGUGAUAACCACAUAUCAUUGUAUCAGUUGACACUGGAGCGUGGAACGAAGCUGUUUAAUCAACAUCUAUCAGGAGAGGUAAAAGUGCCCAGUGCAGACCAAAUGGCAGACCUUUAUGAAGUUGCAGUGUCUUUAUUAGGUGAUUCAGGUUUUAAGAGAUAUGAAGUCUCCAAUUUUGCCCAUGGGUGCUCAGCUGAAAGUGUUCACAACAAAUCAUAUUGGCGAGGCUUACAAUACAUUGGUAUUGGUCCAGGAGCUCACAGUCGAGUAGUGCCCAAGAAUACCAUUGAAAAAAAUAAUGUGGUUUAUAAUGUAUACUCCAGCAAGUGCUCUGAACAAGAUAAAAUGUGGAGUGGUUCUAGAAUUUAUGAAGAGAAUUCUUUUAACCCUACAAUCCAACUCUCCAAAAAUUUCUUCAGUUGCACAAUUCGUGAAGCCAGAGUUAAUGCUGCAGAUCCAGCAAACUGGUUACGAGAAGUUCAAAUUAAAGGAUCUGGGGUACGAAAGGUUACUGCUCAGACAGUACUUGACAUUGUUAGUGAGUAUAUGGCCUCAGGACUAAGAACAAGUGAGGGAAUAACUGCAGAAAAAUGGAGCAUGUUCUUGCCACAAAUUUCUCUUUUUGACAUAUUUCAUGAAAGAACUUUGUGGCUUCAAGAAAGUGAGUUAUUGUGUGUUUCUAAACAAGGCUUGAAAGCCACCAGUAUUGGAUUAAAUGUUUUAGACUCUAUACUUCCAUAUUUAUUAAAUAUUUUAGAGGAAAAAUUUAUAUAAGAUUAAAAUGCUUACUUCGUAGAAAAUCUUGUCAAUAAAACACUGUCUUCAAGCAUAUUUCUUAAAUACAAUAAUAAAGUUUUGGGCAUAAACAGUAUGAAGAU
Messenger RNA from Cherax quadricarinatus, 2179 nucleotides. Its product is annotated as radical S-adenosyl methionine domain-containing protein 1, mitochondrial. Gene Ontology annotation, cellular component: cytoplasm; mitochondrion. Lineage: Eukaryota; Metazoa; Arthropoda; Malacostraca; Decapoda; Parastacidae. Gene Ontology annotation, molecular function: coproporphyrinogen oxidase activity; 4 iron, 4 sulfur cluster binding. Gene Ontology annotation, biological process: porphyrin-containing compound biosynthetic process. The record is from RefSeq and is a predicted model, not a curated record.